Molecule: messenger RNA, 1993 nt
Organism: Lolium perenne
Lineage: Eukaryota; Viridiplantae; Streptophyta; Magnoliopsida; Poales; Poaceae
Product: G-type lectin S-receptor-like serine/threonine-protein kinase SD2-5
Biological process (GO): protein phosphorylation
Molecular function (GO): ATP binding; protein kinase activity
Source: RefSeq, a predicted model, not a curated record
UCCCUUCUGGUCUCAACCUCCUGCUUCUCCUCCUGUUGCUCUUCGUUGGAACAAGCGAGGCCACCACGAUAAACAUCACCAACCGAUGCUCCUACACCGUCUGGCCAGCUGCUUUGCCCGUGGGCGGGGGUGCAACGGAACUCGAGUCGGGGCAGGUGUGGACACUGGAUAUGCCCGCCGGCAUAUCCAACGGGCGCAUCUGGGCGCGCACGGGAUGCUCGUUUAGCAGCAACGGCAAAUGGUCCUGCCAAACUGGUGACUGCGCGGGUGCGUUUGCUUGCAACAUCUUAGGUAAGCCACCCUACACAUUUGCCGAGCUCUCAACUAGCAGCCCACAAAAUUACUUCGACAUCUCGGUUGUCGACGGCUUCAAUGUACCCAUGGACUUCCUGUCCGUGCCGGUACAAGAAGGAGAGAAAGAGUGCAGCAAGGGACCACGGUGCGCGGCCAACAUCACGUCGCAGUGCCCAAAGGAGAUGCAGGUGCCUGGAGGUUGCAAAAACACAUGCACUGGAACUGGUUCCAGCAACUGCACCUACGCGGGCUUCUUUAAGCGGAUGUGCCCAGACGCGUACAGCCUCUCAAAUGAUUCUGCUACGCACGCUUGCCCAGCGGGCACUAACUAUCAGGUCAUUUUCUGUCCUCCAAUGAAUCUAACAAUUUUGCCAGCAGCUACGAGUCCUCCGCCUACACCAACGCUCGAGAAACCACCUUCACCUGCAAGUCCUCCGCUUGCUCCUACCGGGCCAAGGAAAUCAGUCACACCUAUUGCUAUUGGAGUUAGCGUCGGCAGCUUUAUAUUGGUGACCGUGUUGUUCACAAUCACUUGCUAUAUACGUAAAAGAAGAGCACAACAGAAACACCAGGAGAUGGAGGAAGAGGAAGAGUUUGGGGAGCUACAAGGAACACCGAUGAGGUUCACAUUUCAACAGCUAAAGGUAGCAACUGAGCAGUUCACUGACAAGCUUGGGGAAGGAGGAUUUGGGUCUGUUUUCAAGGGACAAUUUGGGGAGGACAGUAUUGCAGUAAAACGUUUGGAUCGAGCUGGCCAGGGGAAACGAGAAUUUUCAGCAGAGGUUCAGACAAUUGGGAGCAUCCAUCACAUCAAUCUGGUGAGAUUGAUUGGUUUCUGUGCAGAAAAAUCUCAUAGGCUCUUGGUAUACGAGUAUAUGCCGAAAGGAUCCUUGGACAGAUGGAUCUACCGUCGACAUGACAAUAUUGCUCCUCCUCUGGAUUGGAGCACGCGAUGCAAGAUCAUUACCCAAAUAGCUAAGGGCCUCUCUUAUCUUCACGAGGAGUGCACGAAAAGAAUUGCUCAUUUGGAUGUGAAACCACAAAAUAUCCUAUUAGAUGACAACUACAAUGCAAAACUUUCUGAUUUUGGACUGUGCAAGCUCAUCGAUAGGGAUAUAAGCCAAGUGGUUACUAGAAUGAGAGGCACACCUGGAUAUUUAGCUCCUGAAUGGUUGACAUCACAGAUCACAGAGAAGGCUGAUAUCUAUAGCUUUGGUGUUGUGGUCAUGGAAGUCAUCAGCGGAAGAAAGAACAUCGACACCUCCCGAUCAGAAGAGAGUGUCCAUCUCAUUACCCUAUUGGAAGAAAAGGUGAAGUACGAUAACUUGGUAGAUUUGAUUGACAAGAACAGUAACGAUAUGCAAGCACACAAGCAUGACGCAAUUCAGAUGAUGAAACUCGCGAUGUGGUGUUUGCAGAUUGAUUGCAAAAGAAGACCUAAGAUGUCCGAGGUAGUCAAGGUCUUAGAAGGCACCAUGAAUGCGGAGAGUGAUAUUGAUCAUAACUUUGUUGCAACAAAUCAAGCAACUUUCGGCGUUGCCAGAAAUGUGACAUCCUCAGCUCCACCUCUAGCUUCACAUGUAUCAGGGCCCAGGUGAAAUUAGAAAAUGCUGCAAGAUAGAUAGUUACAUCAUGAGCAGGCAAUUUUCCAAUGUAAAGCAAAAGCCAUAAUCAGAUGUAUUUUGUCAAAAAAAAAUCA